Messenger RNA from Suillus subaureus, 342 nucleotides. Its product is annotated as transcription initiation factor IIA, gamma subunit, helical domain-containing protein. NCBI's taxonomy places the organism in Eukaryota, Fungi, Basidiomycota, Agaricomycetes, Boletales, Suillaceae. Gene Ontology annotation, molecular function: TBP-class protein binding; RNA polymerase II general transcription initiation factor activity. The transcript is spliced from 4 exons. The coding region runs from base 1 to 342 and encodes 113 amino acids. Gene Ontology annotation, biological process: RNA polymerase II preinitiation complex assembly; transcription initiation at RNA polymerase II promoter. The record is from RefSeq and is a predicted model, not a curated record. Gene Ontology annotation, cellular component: transcription factor TFIIA complex.
AUGGCUUCAGCGUACUAUGAGUUUUACCGAGGGUCAUCAAUUGGAAUGGCCCUGACAGACUCGCUGGACGAGCUUAUCACGAGUGGUGCUAUCACACCACAAUUGGCCAUGAAAGUCCUUCAACAGUUUGACAAGUCGCUUGCGGACACGAUGGUCAAGCAGGUGAAAACUAAGACUACCCUCAAGGGCAACCUCCGGACAUACCGUUUGUGCGAUGAUGUGUGGACGUUUAUCGUAAAAAACCCGUCCUUCAAGAUGGAGUCGAACGAAAUGGUUUCAGCGCCUCGCAUAAAAAUAAUUGCAUGUAAAAAUGGAGAUGCCAUUGAAGCAGGGAAGAAGUAG